Porites lobata is the source of this 981-nucleotide messenger RNA. Lineage: Eukaryota; Metazoa; Cnidaria; Anthozoa; Scleractinia; Poritidae. The record is from the annotation of a GenBank genome assembly.
AUGAACAGCAUUAAUACAAGCUUCAAAAAUUCCACUGAAUGGAACGUCCAAACAAAUGACUCAUGCUUCUAUCUGACUAGGUUUCUUAUUUAUGCUCAAGAGCCUUUAAGAAUUUCUUUUAUUAUCAAUUGUGCGUUAAAUGUAUUCCUAUCUAUCACAGCCAUUGUUGGAAAUACGUCCAUCCUAUGGGCUUUGAAGCGGUGCUCCCCUUCACUCCGCCCUCCUUCGAAAGCUCUGCUGUGUAGUUUAUCACUAUCUGAUUUGGCUGUUGGUGUCCUUGUUCAGCCCUUGUACGUCGUUUACAAAGUCGCCGAAACGAGCGAUCAGUUUCGAAUCUUUUGUAUCGCUGGAAUUGCAUUCCACCUAUCUGCCAAUGUGUUUCAAGCGGUUUCUUUUCUAACGGUGACAGCCAUAUCGUUGGACAGGCUAUCGGCGCUGUAUUUACAGACAGCAUACAAUGCAAAGAUCUACCAAAGGCGAGCUUGGAUUUUGCUCUUUCUUCUGUGGUCUUCAACAAGUCUUUGGGUGGUCACAUGGUUCAUAAAUAUCACAAUUUAUCAGAUAUUUAACGUUACCAGCGUGUGUAUAUGCCUUGUAAUCUGCGCAUCGGCUUACAUUACGCUUCAGAUUCGCCUUCGAAAGCGGCAAACUGUAAUAAAGUCUCGUUUUAGGAAUCAUGACCAAAAUGAGCCAAAAGGAAUUGUGAAGAUUCACACACCACAUCUUCAUUUGUACCAAAGAUCUGUGACCACGAUGUUUUACAUUUACAUUUUGCUGAUUCUGUGCUACGCACCCUACUGGCUGAUGUUCAUUGUUAUACAAAUAACUGGUAGGAAUUCUACAAAAAUUGCUGCCCUAAGUUUUUCAAUGACGCUCCUAUUCGCCAAUGCGAGUGUUAAUCCGUUUCUUUACUGUUGGCGAAUUCACGAAGUUAGAAAGGAAAUUUUAAAGAUACUGGAUAGAAUAAGAUGUAGAAAGUAA